AUGCAUUUGAUGUACACUUUGGAUAACGAGGGAAAGAGAAUCUACACCUUGAAAAAGAUCACAGAGGAAGGGAAAAUCACCGACUCGGCGCACCCUGCCAGAUUCAGUCCCGAUGACAAAUACUCUAGACAAAGAGUUACAUUGAAGAAGAGAUUCGGAUUAUUGCCUACACAGAACUAA
Molecule: messenger RNA, 180 nt
Organism: Lodderomyces elongisporus
Lineage: Eukaryota; Fungi; Ascomycota; Pichiomycetes; Serinales; Debaryomycetaceae
Gene: NOP10
Product: snoRNP complex protein
Exons: 1
Coding region: 1-180 (59 amino acids)
Biological process (GO): snRNA pseudouridine synthesis; positive regulation of telomerase RNA localization to Cajal body; rRNA pseudouridine synthesis
Cellular component (GO): box H/ACA snoRNP complex
Molecular function (GO): telomerase RNA binding; snoRNA binding
Source: RefSeq, a predicted model, not a curated record